Molecule: messenger RNA, 294 nt
Organism: Aureobasidium namibiae CBS 147.97
Lineage: Eukaryota; Fungi; Ascomycota; Dothideomycetes; Dothideales; Saccotheciaceae
Exons: 2
Coding region: 1-294 (97 amino acids)
Source: RefSeq, a predicted model, not a curated record
AUGUCUUCGACUUCUAAUCUCGGCAACACAGCAGUCUCUGAUGAACCUCGCACAGUCAACGAUGAAGUCGAUGUAAUAUGGCACAACAUGUACGCCCCCAGCACUUUUUCCACCUGGCGCAGAUCCUCCAAUCGCUCGGUAGAAGAGUUACUCGUCGACCUUGCAAAGUUGGUGGAAAAGGGUGUUUUUACGGUUAUUAGUUUGAGUGUUAGCAAGGCUUCUUUCGUUGCUGUUGUGGGUUGUGAGAAGAGCUGGGAUGAGAUCAAGGAUGAUCUUUUUGCGGCGACGAGAUAG